GAUCAGGCAGGAGUUGCUCGCACAGGAUACACACAGACAUUGGAUGCUCCCGGCUCCGGCAUGUUGAGUGUGGGCCAAGUUGGAGGCGAGAGCAGCUGGGCAGUGGCACACAUCGCGCCCUCAGAGCCGAGUGACAUUGGCACAGUACGGAGGGUGGCAGCUGCAUGGAUGUGAUGGAGGUGCUGGAGGAAGAUCUAACGUGCCCAAUCUGCUGUAGCCUUUUUGAUGACCCAAGAGUCUUACCUUGUUCACACAACUUCUGCAAGAAAUGUUUGGAUGGUGUUCUGGAAGAGAACUCUCGGACUAUGCAGUGGAGGCCUUCCUCUUUCAAAUGCCCCACAUGCCGUAAAGAGACCCCAACAAUGGGCGUUAAUGGCCUUCAGGUAAACUAUUUGCUUAAAGGCAUUGUAGAAAAAUACAACAAAAUUAAGGUUUCACCAAAGAUGCCUGUCUGUAAGGAGCACAGUGAUCAGCCUCUCAAUAUUUUUUGCUCUACUGACUUAAAGCUGAUUUGUGGGAGCUGUGCCACCACUGGAGAACACAAGAAGCAUGUAUUUUCCUCCAUUGGGGAUGCUUACAUUCAAGAGAAAAGCUCUUUGGAGACCUUAUUUCAGGGUGUUGAAGAGUGGAAUAGCAAAGAGGUUCACUCCCACCUGGACACCUUAGAAUCUAACAAAAGAAAGGCUCUUCAUUCACUUGCCAAGGAGUCGGACAAAGUCAAGGCCUAUUUUGAAAAACUCCAGUAUCUGCUGGAACAGAAGAAAAAUGAAAUCCUCUCCGAUUUCGAGACCUUGAAGCUUGCUGUGAUGCAGGCCUACGACACUGAGAUAAACAAGCUCCAUACAGUUCUCAGUGAACAGCGAAAGGCUUGUAAUAUUGUUGAAGACCUUAAGAAUAUAUCUGAUCCUUUUAUGUUCCUACAGCAGAUGCAGGAAUUUAGGGAUAAGAUGUCAUUUAUCAAGGAAGCCCCUUUGACUACUGGGCAAGAUGUCAAUGUCAAUCCAGCCAUGAAGGAGUUUGAUACAAGCAUGUGGGACAGCAUUAAACUGGGGGAAGUGGAUAAACUAUCCCUACCACAAGACAUAACCAGCAAAAAAGAGCCUGGAGAUGCCAAGACCUUGCAUAGUUUGAAGCCAAUUUUGGUGGUUGCCUGUCUAAUUCUUUUGCUAGUGACAUUCCUUUGUGCAUAUCCUUUUAUUGACAGCCUUCCAACCUUCACUAUUGACCUGCAGGUGAUAUCUUCAUACUUCUUUACCACAACAGCAAAAGCAGCCAACCUAACCAUCCUGUUCUGGGAGCAGCUUUCUGAAGAAUUACUUAUCUUAAAACAAAGGUGCCAGACAUAUGUCUCUGUGUUUCUGGAGAACGUAGCGGAAUUUGUUUGUAAAUAUAAGUUAUAAAAUAUGGAUAAUUUGUCAGUGCAGCCGAUGCACCUGUUUCAUGUGCUAAAACCUUCACUGUGUGGGAACUUGUAUUCUUUCAUGUAUUUAAAUAUUAGAACAUUUAUACAUGGUGUCCUGGGAUAGUGAUACCUGUAUGCUUCCAAACACUGGAACCAAUGAUACAUGUAUGCUUCCAAGCAGGGUGUCCUGGGAUAGUGAUACCUGUAUGCUUCCAAACACUGGAACCAAUGAUACAUGUAUGCUUCCAAGCAGGGUGUCCUGGGAUAGUGAUACCUGUAUGCUUCCAAACACUGGAACCAAUGAUACAUGUAUGCUUCCAAGCAGGGUGUCCUGGGAUAGUGAUACCUGUAUGCUUCCAAACACUGGAACCAAUGAUACAUGUAUGCUUCCAAGCAGGGUGUCCUGGGAUAGUGAUACCUGUAUGCUUCCAAACACUGGAACCAAUGAUACAUGUAUGCUUCCAAGCAGGGUGUCCUGGGAUAGUGAUACCUGUAUGCUUCCAAACACUGGAACCAAUGAUACAUUUAUGCUUCCAAGCGCUGAAAUUAGGGAUGUAUCAUAUCCACAUUUUUCAGAUCUUGCAAAUUAGUGACGUAAUCUCAACAAAACAAAGUGCUUGAAAAUUGUAAGGGUUCGGAUUCAAUUUGGCCAGACACUCAGAUUCAACUCAAUCCUGCUGAAAAGCCAAAUCCCAAAGCAAAUCCUUUAUUCGAUGCACCCCUAACUGAUAUAGUAUUAUGCCUAUGCACAGUCUGCUAGAACAGUGGGACAUAUUUGCUUCUACACACUGGAACAGUCUUAUUGAAUUUUACAUGGAGACUAUUCAUCAAAUAGUGUAGCAGUUAAACAUGGCACAAUCUCUUUCAUUUUAUGUACUGUCCAAUUCAGCACAAGUUUGUACAUUUCUAAAAUAUUAGCUACGAUGUUCAUUAGACAUUUGUUGUACAACAUCUAAGGGAAACCAAUUUUUUAUGAUUGUUUUGUCAGUUAGUGGGAAUUAUACUCAAAAAGAAAAUGGUUAAAAUAUAAACCAUAUGUUUACAGGA
Xenopus tropicalis (tropical clawed frog) is the source of this 2449-nucleotide messenger RNA. RefSeq names its product tripartite motif containing 13 (gene trim13). Lineage: Eukaryota; Metazoa; Chordata; Amphibia; Anura; Pipidae. Gene Ontology annotation, molecular function: zinc ion binding. The transcript is spliced from 2 exons. The record is from RefSeq and is a predicted model, not a curated record. Bases 165 to 1400 code for a protein of 411 amino acids.